GCGUUCUGGAGGCGCCGCCGCCGCCGCUCUCGAGGCCGCCGCCGCCGCCGUCGCCGCGCAGAGCCGGAGCAGGAGCCACGGCCGAGAGGAGGGAGGAGGAGGAGGAGGAGGUGGAGGAGGCGCCGGACCGUGGGGAUUGUCAGUGUUUAAAAAGACCACAUCAUGCGUGAGUACAAGCUAGUGGUCCUUGGUUCAGGAGGCGUGGGGAAGUCUGCUCUGACAGUUCAAUUUGUUCAGGGAAUUUUUGUUGAAAAAUAUGACCCAACGAUAGAAGAUUCCUACAGAAAGCAAGUUGAAGUAGACUGCCAACAGUGUAUGCUCGAAAUCCUGGAUACAGCAGGAACAGAGCAAUUUACAGCGAUGAGGGAUUUGUAUAUGAAGAAUGGCCAAGGGUUUGCACUAGUAUAUUCUAUUACAGCUCAGUCCACGUUUAAUGACUUACAAGACCUGAGAGAACAGAUUUUACGGGUUAAGGACACAGAAGAUGUUCCAAUGAUUUUGGUUGGUAAUAAAUGUGACCUGGAAGAUGAGCGAGUAGUUGGCAAAGAACAGGGUCAGAAUUUAGCAAGACAGUGGUGUAACUGUGCCUUUUUAGAAUCUUCUGCAAAGUCGAAGAUCAACGUUAAUGAGAUAUUUUAUGACCUGGUCAGACAGAUAAAUAGAAAAACACCAGUGGAAAAGAAGAAGCCUAAAAAGAAAUCAUGUCUGCUGCUUUAGACCCACAAUAAGCAGCAGCUCUGAGCCAGAUUACAGGAAUGAAGAACUGUUGCCUAAUUGGAAAGUGCCAGCAUUCCAGACUUCAAAAAAUAAAUCUGAAGAGGCUUCUCCUGUUUUAUAUAUUAUGUGAAGAAUUUAGAUCUUAUAUUGGUUUGCACAAGUUCCCUGGAGAAAAGAAUUGCUCUGUGUAUAUCUCUUGGAAAAUAAGACAAUAGUAUUUCUCCUUUGCAAUAGCAGUUAUAACAGAUGUGAAAAUAAAUAUACUUGACUCUAAUAUGAUUAUACAAAAGAGCAUGGAUGCAUUUCAAAUGUUAGAUAUUGCUACUAUAAUCAAAUGAUUUCAUAUUGACCUUUUUAUCAUGUUUCCUCCCUGUCAAGCACUAAAAAGUUGAACCAUUAUACUUUAUAUCUGUAAUGAUAUAGAUUAUGAAAAUUUGCCCUCAGACUCAUUGCAGCAGAUAACUUUUUUGAGUCAUUGACUUCAUUUUAUAUUUAAAAAAUUAUGAAAUAUCAUUCUGUCAUUAUAUUCUAAUUAAAAUUGUUUGUGCAUAAUGCUUUGGAAAAAUGGGUCUUUUAUAGAGAAAAAAACUGGGAUAACUGAUUUCUAUGGCUUUCAAAGCUAAAAUAUAUAAUAUACUAAACCAACUCUAAUAUUGCUUCUUGUGUUUUACUGUCAGAUUAAAUUACAGCUUUUAUGGAUGAUUAAAUUUUAGUACAUUUUCA
Balaenoptera acutorostrata (minke whale) is the source of this 1440-nucleotide messenger RNA. RefSeq names its product RAP1A, member of RAS oncogene family (gene RAP1A). The record is from RefSeq and is a predicted model, not a curated record. Gene Ontology annotation, cellular component: plasma membrane. Gene Ontology annotation, molecular function: GTP binding; GDP binding; GTPase activity. Gene Ontology annotation, biological process: Rap protein signal transduction; negative regulation of synaptic vesicle exocytosis; cellular response to cAMP. Bases 163 to 717 code for a protein of 184 amino acids. The transcript has 8 exons. Lineage: Eukaryota; Metazoa; Chordata; Mammalia; Artiodactyla; Balaenopteridae.